This is a messenger RNA of Leptopilina heterotoma, 4104 nucleotides long. RefSeq names its product enolase-phosphatase E1-like (gene Enoph). The record is from RefSeq and is a predicted model, not a curated record. The transcript is spliced from 6 exons. Gene Ontology annotation, molecular function: acireductone synthase activity; magnesium ion binding. Bases 120 to 2129 code for a protein of 669 amino acids. NCBI's taxonomy places the organism in Eukaryota, Metazoa, Arthropoda, Insecta, Hymenoptera, Figitidae.
GCGCGCGCCUAUUUCACUCGCCGGUUCGACUGGAACAAGACGCGUCGACAUUCAUUACCGUGCCGAAAUUCUAUACAAUUCUGAUUUCCAAAAGAAGUGAAGUGCAAGUAGUGGUCGAAAUGGCAGGAGAGAAACGCAGCAACAAUAGUGAUGAAGUUGUACAAUCAGAAACGACAAUAUUGCUUGACGUUGAAGGCACAACGACCAGCAUAAGCUUCGUAAAGGAAGAGCUUUUCCCUUAUGUAAGAAAUAAUUUGAAAAAAUAUUUGGACGAAAAUUGGGAUAAAGAAGAGUUUAAAGCAGAUUUGGAAAAGCUGAAAGAUCAGGCAAAUAAAGAUGAGAAAGCUAAAAUCGCAGGAUUUCAACCAAUUUCCGGUACAUCACCCGAAGAGGAAAAAGAAUCUCUUGUGAAGAAUAUCCUUUGGCAAAUGGAUGAAGAUCGCAAAACUGGAGCAUUAAAGCAACUUCAGGGUCAUAUAUGGCGACAAGCUUUUGAAUCUGGUGACAUAAAGGGACAUGUCUUUGAUGAUGUACCAAAAGCAUUGGAAUCCUGGACAAAUGGUGGCAGAAAAAUAUACAUUUAUUCAAGCGGUAGUGUUGAAGCACAAAAAUUGCUUUUCAGUCAUUCAAGAGAUAAGGACUUAACGAAGUUCUUAAGUGGCUACUUCGACACAGAAGUAGGAAUAAAAAAUGAAGUUGACAGCUACAGAAAUAUACUAAACAAGAUAAACGUUCCUGCUUCAUCAGUACUGUUUCUCACCGAUGUCGUUAAAGAGGCCAAAGCAGCUAAGGAAGCUGGAAUGUCGACAACUAUUGUGAUUCGUGAAGGUAAUGCUCCUCUUAAUGAAGAAGACAAAUCAACUUUCUCCACAAUAAAAUCAUUUGAUGAAUUGUGUUUCCAAUCUGUGAAUAAGCGCCAGAAAGUUGAUUCUGUUGAAGAUAUAAAAGAUUCAGAAGUUGAAGAAGUUUCUAAAAGUGAACCAAUCGAGACUGGAAUUGACAGUAAAAGUCAAGUUCCUAUUAAAAAUGACGAUGAAAAUGUCGUAGAACCAAUGGAUGUAUCCGAAGAAAGUUUAGCGAAAAUUGAGGAAAAAGCUGAAGCAAUUUUGCAGGAGGAAAAUGAAAUGAAAGAUGUAGUUGAAGUUGAACAGUGCGAAAAGAAAAGUCCAUCGUCUGAAAUUUCUAAAGAAGAAACACCUAAACUCGUUACUGAAGAUUCCAAGGAAUCGAAAAAUACCGAAAGCGAAAAACCUAAGGAAGAAUGUACUAAAGUCGAAGAGAAGAAGGAUGAAGAAACAAUAGCAAAAGAAUCAGACGAAAUUUUAAAAGUGGAGAAAGUUAAUGAAACUGAAAAACCAGUUGAUGAAAGUGUAAAACAAUCUGUUGCUGAAAAAAAAUCAGAAAUUGAACCAGCGAAAGCAAAAGAAUCUCAAAAUACAGAUCCUACUCCUGAAUCGAAAACUGACGAAAAAGAAGAAGAGAAAGUUGAAACGACACCCGAAAUCAGUACAAAAUCCAAAGAAACGAUUGUCACUGAAGAAAAGGUAAUAAACAAGAAUGAAAAUAAAGAUCAAUCUCCUAAAACGAAAGAAACAACUGAGGAAUUAAAAAAAGAUGUUCCAGAGAAAACUAUUGAAAUAGAAAAAGAAAAAGCAACGGAAUCCGAAACAAAAGACUCGAAGGUUGAUGUCAAAGAAAACGGAGAAGCUAAAAAAACAGAAGAGAAAGAGCAACCAUCAACAGAAGCGGAGAUAAAGAAGGAUCAACCAGAACUGCGAAGUGACAAGGCAGAAGAAGAGAAGAAUGAAAAGAAAGAGGAGGACAUGUUAGAUAAAUCAAAAGAAGAAGAAAAAGAAGAAAAAGUUACAGAAGUUGAAAAGGCGAAGGAGGAUGAAAACAAAUUUAAUGGCACGAGUAAUGGCAAAGAGAAACACAGUAAUGGAGUAGAAGAGAAUAAUAAGUCAGAUUCGAAUACGUCGAAAGCAAGUUCUUCGCAGAACGGUGAGGCGGAGGUUGGUGAAUCUUCUGAAGCGAUUAAAGUAAAAAAAGUUGUUGAUCCAACAGUUGCAGAUGGAGCAGGUGAGCCCGAGGUUGUCACUCCUCCUGUAGCUGUCGCCGCAACGUCCUAAUCACAUUUUGUGCGAUAUAAGUCAUACAUACAUGGCUCCUAAUCCCUCGAUUACUUAUCUUACGUUUAUAAAAGAAACAAUUACACGAACACGACUCACUGCAGCUCAGUGGAUUAUCGGGAGAAAAAUUAACAUUAGACAAGUUCAAUUAAUUGAACAUUGUCUUCUCAUUCAGAGAAAAGUGUUGUAACAAAUAGUUUAGUCAUUGCCAAAUUAAUCAUAGUGAGCGUUUUUUAUUACAAGAAAUUUAAAAAAUCAAAGCUAUCAUAUGUAAAAUUAUGUUCGAUGUUACUUUUAUUACAUAAAAACUGAUGACGAAAGAGAUUACGUUUCUAAAAAGCAAAAAGAGUUUUUUUUUUAAACUUUUUUCUGAAAAUAAAUUAACUUUAAUUCUUUACACUUUUUUUAAGAAAGUAAAAUUCAAAGAAAAACUAUUUGAACACCGUGCUACAAGUUUGAAUAUCUUUUUUUUUAAUAUUUCAUGAGUUGACACACUUGUUCCUACAAUAAUAUGAUUUUUUAAAAGCAUCUUUAGAUAGUUGAUUUAAAUAUUGUGGUGCUGUAUUUUGCUCAACGACGCAAUUUUUAUGUACGCACACUUUCAAUCUAAAACUUAUUGGAUCAUCAUAUAAAUAGAAAUAGAACGGCCACAAAAUUGCCUCGUUGGUUGCAAAUAAAUGUUGUUAAAUUCCUAAUUUUCGCAGAAAAUUCUGAAGAAUUAAGAAUUUAAUGACAAACUUUGUAUAAGAGUUUCUUUUCGACUUUUCUUAACUUACUUUUUAAUCUGAUUACUCCACGCAACUAUUCUUUAUAUCGUCGCUUGAAGAGGAAAACGUCAGUAUGAAAAUAUUUUGAAUAUUUUCUAUCAUUCCAACUGCCAUUUGAAGAAAAUUACAUUUCGAAAUUAUCAACUCUUUUAUUUAAGGUUUAUUUUACUAUAAACUAGUAAAAUUUAAAUUUUAAGCCCAUCGAAGUUGACAUUAUUUAAACGAAUAUUUCCUUCGGACUUGGAUUAAUAAUCCAAGUUUGAUUAAAAUCAAACCCUAAUUAAAAUAAAUCAAAUGAUAAUCAUUCUAACAUUCUAAAAUUAAGAAGAUGAAGAAAAUAUGUUAAGAAUAUUUAUAAAAUAUUCAAAAGGAGCUCAUUUACAUUACUUAUUAAUUAUUUUUUGUAUUUUAUUAUUUAUUUACUAAAUAAUUGAAUUUGAAAUAUUAAAUGAAUAAUUUAACAUAAAUUCCUAACGUCUUUUUGAAGAUGAACGUCAACCUAAAUUAAAAAAGAUAUUUUAAUUUCGAAAUGAAAUGUUUAUAACAAUGGUACAGUUUAUAAAAAUUCUUUGAAGCGACGUCGUUCUUAGUGCUUAUUUGAAAUGUCAGAGUUCUCCCCUCUGUGAUAUUUUGUGGCAGAUCUGUUUUCCUUACGAGAUUAACGCAAAACCUUGAACAGUGCGUGUUUUUGGUGCAUAUAACAUGUAUAAUUAUUUCAUAUGUAUACAUGAUCAUUGCAUAUUGAUUCAACAAUAUUUUAAGGAACAUUACUAAUGACUACAGUUUAUUAUCAUCUCAUAUUAAAAGCGUAAAUAUUUUGACGUACACAUUAUUGUAGGUGUUCAUGUACAUGUAACAAAUGUCGAAAGUUCUUUCAAUGUUAACUUGUACAUAUACAGGUACCAAAAACAUGCAUGUGUUCAUGUGCGUCAAUUUUUAGCCUGCUAGUAUUAAGAAUUAAAUUUACCAUCUCACAUUCGGUAUAUGAUCAAUUCUUUUUAUAUUAUUCCAUGCUGAAGUUCAUUUGCUUAAUUAUUUUAUCUCCCCAAUGUUUUAAAAUCUGAAGGAAUGCGCUGUGCGAAAUCGGUAAGAUAGGGAAUUCGUAGAUGGAGUAUGAUAUACGAAAUAUACUCUGUGCCAAAUGACCUAAGAAAUGUCAUUUUUCAUUGUAUUUUUAUGUCAAUAAACUGAGAACAGUCGAUCUUUGC